CUUACUAAUAUCAAACCUGGAGUCAAUUCAAGAUAGCUGACCCUAUUUGGACUAGCACAUAUAUUCGGGUUGGGUUGGAACAAAUCUACUACACUUUAAAAGAGACUCAAGAAAUCACUAUUUCUAAAAGAACUUUCAAUCUCAGCCGUCCAAUUGACCCUCUCUCCAUUGUCACUCUUUAAUCUUGGCCCCUCACUUGUGAGACUUUUUUCCGCCUCUAUUCUACUCUACUCGAGCGUAUGGGAUGAAGGUGAGGAGUGUUUCCCUGUUAAGCGUUCGUGAGUUAUCGUCAUGCCUGCACGCCCUGUCCCUGUCGUGUAACUGUAGUUGGAUUGCAAGAGUGAAUAGCUGUGGAAGUUGCCAGGACCAGGAAGGGGAUGAGGUCACUGAUUGCGUUGAAGGGGUUCUGGCACAUCACCUUUUCCAUUCAAAAUAUCUCUCUCACGCACUCUCCCACCCUUUUUCUCUCAUUUUAGGUUUUCCUGUUGACCAGGAUUUGGUGUUUGAUUUGUUCAGAAUGUGUUGUCCGAAGGAGGAGAAUAGAUGUGUAUCAGAAGCCAUGUCAGGUUAGUACCAGAGGUUUGGUAUGUAUAGUUGUCAAGCAGGUUUGCUUUUGAUUCUGAAACUCAACUCAAUUCAAUUUAACUAGAUUUAAUUAAAUUUUUGAAAUGCUCAAAUGUUUCUCACUUUCACUUGUCUAUAAAUACUGCUAUCUUCUGUUCUUCUUGGUGUUCUUGCUCUGGGCAAUUUUCUUUUUCUUAUCUCCCCUUUUGUACAGAGAAUUGUUGAUUUGCUUAUCUCCCCUUUCGUAUAGAGAAUUGUUGAUUGUUGUUACUUAUGGCUUAUACUGCUGGUCCUUUCCAUCCCCUUUGUAGCUUAUGCACAGGUUAUUACUUUUCUUGAAGAAGUGCUACGUCCUUGCUUCCAGGUAGGUUUUUCUAUGUCUUCUUUGGUUAUAUUGCUUUCAUUGGUUGUAAAGGGUGAUCUUGAGGUUUUAUGUCCAGUUUUGGAAGUUGUGAUCUCAGAAAUCAGUGUGUGUAAUUGUGUAUAGUAAAACCUGAUAUUUAAAAUUGAAAAAAUUGCAAAAUAGGUUAAUAUGUUUGUUUUCAUUUAGGGUGUAGUUUUAAUUUGGAUAUUAUUGUAUCUGUUAUAUUAUUUUUAGAUUUUGUAAUUGGCAUAUAUUUGUUUGCCAUAAACAAUUUAAAAUGUAAAAUUAGUGAAUGCCAUGAAAAAUGGGUGCUAAAAGUUAUCUUUUUAAACAUAUUUAUGAUCAAGCUUCCACCAUUUUAAUUGGCUUCCAGCUUUCUCUGUCUUUGUGAAGAAGCUAUUAUGGAUAAGCUAAGAACUCAUUUACGGGACCCUUGAAAUCCAAGUUAAGAAUUGUGGGUUUGCUUUUGUUUUGUGUUACAAGAAUACGUACAGCAACUGUUCAAUUUGCAAAUCCAAAGAAUUCACUUGACCAUUCUUCUUCUUCACAAGUAAUUUCUUAGAUGAAAGUGCAGCUUAGAGGCUUAAAGUUAUAACUUUAAGUACCAUAGUUCUUAGGCCCAAGUGUAACGUUAAGUGUCAUGUUUCUCUUCCCAAAUCGACAUCGUGGUAGAUGAAAAAAAUUCUGAAAUCGUUGAUGACUUUUGACAUUUGAAUUCAUUGUGCUGAAGUGCAUUUAAAAUGCUUUUUACUGUUUGUAUUAUUGAUAGUUCGAAAGAUUUGAAUAAGCACGUGAUCUGUUACUUUGAGUGUAGUUUCUUUAACAGGGAGCCACAUGAAGUUUUUGGCAAUGUGGAACUUCUCAUUCCAAUUGGUGCCUGAAUUCAACCUAUUUGAUUUGAUGGAACCUUUCAGUGCAGAUUAAACUAGAAACUGCUGAGGAGUGAACUUCGUUUACAGAAAACUGAAUGGACAGGAAAAACUCAAGAAUCGUGAGAAAGAAGUUUUGGUAAUGUGAGAUUGAUUGAUUGCUUUAAAGAAGUCAAUUUAUGAGACUGGACAUUCAAGGGAGUUCAAGUGAUUUGGUUACCGAGGUAUAUGGACUAUGGAAUGGAUGCCAUCAUAGAGCAGUGAAGAGGAAAAGAAGUAGGAACAAACUUCUAGCAGAGAUAGAAUCAGAUGUUUUCUUGAUCCAGGAAAUAUGUUAAAUGUGUGAAAAUAGCAGAUUCAGAUUCACCAUUCACCACUGGAACGGUGCGCAACCUUCAAAUCUCUCCUUACUUUCUCAUUCUCGCUUUGAUCGAGUUGAUGCAUGUUUGGCUCAUUUGUUUGGCAUGACUACAUUGCUAAGUUCUUCAUAUCAAACUCUUUAGGCAUCUAUUUCCAUAGCUUUACAAAUCUCCUCAUCUUGCAUGUUUGGCACAUUUACUACCUUUCUUUGACGGCCAAAUUUUUCCUCCAAUGAUUUUUGGACUUUCCCCUCUCCAAUAUAAUUAAUAUGUUCCCAAAAGUGGCUUUAAGUGAGAGAUUGACAACUCUCAAAAUAUAAGGAGAUCAUGCGCCAAACCACAGUUUGCUGCAAAAAAAAAAUUCUAAAAUUUCAAAAAGAUAUAUAUGAGUAGAUGAAAAGAGAGUUCAUCCCUAUAAAUACCGAGCUCUCGUACUACUUAUGUAAUCUUAUAUAUGAAAUUAACAUCGCUUUUUUCAUAUUUACUAAGCCAACAAAUUUAGAUAGCAAAUAUUGUUUCUCAAAUUAAUUAGGUUCUCUAAGUGAGAGAGAUGUUAUAAUUCUCCCAUGUAGUAAAAUAUAUAGUUUUCUACCAUUACCCGUAAUUUCCCCUUAUUAUUUGAGGUUUUUCACAUAAGAAAUCAAAAGUAGUGGAAAUAAUAUGGGCAAUUUGGGAUUUUUCUUUUGUACUUUUAACUAUUAACUAUUUCUAAUGUCACCUACAUUGGACAAAGCUAGUGUGGGAAAGAAGCCACAUCAUAUUGACAUAGCUAGGUCUAUGAUGAACGGCAGCAAAGCCACAUGCCGAAGACCCAAUGCAGUCCAAUUAUCUGCAAACACACGCGUCUAUCCUACCGCCAGGAUACGCGUCCUCCUUCACGUACCUCAAGAAAAUCAAGAGAAGAAUAUGUCAAGAUUCUCGUAAUAACACUCCAAUUAUAUAUGCAAGCAACGUUAAGAGGAGACAAACCACUCGUGCACACACUAUUAAAAACCUUAAACACUCACUAAAAAACCCAUUGAUCUUGGAUUUCUUAAAGAAAAAACUUAUCUUAAACGCAAAUUAUUGCUACGAAUCUCAAACCUUUCCAACAAUAUACUUUAUUUAAUCCGAUUUUGCAGUCCAAGGUCCUUGAAAAUGAGACAAACCAAGCAUGGGUACCAAUUUUAUAUAAUUCAAAUCCAGAGGGUAGUGUACUAAUGUGGCAGGCGAGUAGGCAUUACUUGGUGAUGACUAUUUGAAUUUUUUUUCUUGAUUAAUUUAUGCCUAAAGUUAAUAUAUGUGAGACUAAUUUCUCGUUCCACAAUCACUACAUUAUUAUAUAGGAAACUGAUUAAUGAGCUCUUUUCAUUUACUAGAAUUGAGAACUAAUUAAACACUUAAUGUCUUAAUCACUUGUUUAAGGAUGACGUAUUGUAUCACUACACAACAUAGUAAUGAUAUAUACACAUCUCAUUUUCUCUUUCAUCUCAUUUUCAUCUACUAUUUUUUUAUCUAUUUCUACAUUUCCUGUUACAUCACAAAUCAUAUAGUUCAUUUCUCUUUCAUUUCUACAUAAUCUCACAAGGUGGAGGUCAAAUCGGUAUCUCAACUAACAUUAUUCCUACACAACAUCAACGUUAUUGGUUACUGAAAUCUUCUAUUACCAACACACGGAGAACACUAGAGCAGGGCCAGCUAUACACAUCGAGGCUGAAACCCAUUUCAUAACCCUCGUGGCGUGUCUAAUAUCAACAUAUAAUGAAGCACAAUGUUGGGCAUAGAUGUGACAAGAUAACCGAAAUCGAAGGGGAACCCAUUUGGGUAUCACAUGCUCCACACGUUGGUGUGAAUGAAUGAAUGUGAAUGACCCUAUAUAAAGAGAGUUAUGCAUUUGUUAAGAGCAUUCCAAAGUUGAGCUUUUUCAUUGGGGAAAUUUCACAAACAAUAAGGAACAAUUUUAACCAUGGCAAGCAAGUACCAUGUUCGCUCAAUUAGUCUUCCUUCUAGAUCUCAUCCCAGCACAAUUAGAGUGGAAGAGGAGCUGAGCAAGCUCAAGAAUUGGGAAGGAGCAACAACAACAUCCACAUCCACAUCAGAAUCUAUUCACACUGGCUUGUCCAUGCUUGAAGAUUUGUACAUUUCCUUGGAUGAUCUUCUCAACAUGGCAUCAACCCAGCAAGUGAUUUCUCACCACCGCGGUGAGAAAUGCGUGGAAGAGGUGUUGGAUGGUUCAAUGAGGAUCUUAGAUAUCUGCGGCGUCAUGAGGGACACCAUGUCGCAAAUCAAGGAAAAUGUUCAAGCCCUUCAUUCAUCUCUUAGGAGAAGGAAAGGAGAUUCAAGUGUUGAGAAAAGUGUAGCAGAAUACAAAUUCUUCACAAAGAAGAUGAGGAAGGAUGUGAACAAAUUGAUCACAUCUUUGAAGCAAAUGGAUAGCAAAUUUGGGGUUUCCCCACUCUUAGAUCUUGAUCACCACCUUGGUGCUGUGAUUAGAGUGCUAAGGGAAGUGAUUCUAAUGAACUUGUGUGUCUUCCAAUUCCUCUUGUCAUUUUUGUCUUCAUCAAAAUCAAAGGCAACAAAAUGGUUUUUGGUGGCAAAAUUGAUGCACAAAGGGGCCAUAACAUGUGAAGAUAACUCAGAGAAAAUCAAUGAGUUGCAGAGUGUGGAUGCUUCCUUAAGCACAAUUCUUAAUGAAGGUGCUAAUGGUGAGACAUUGAAGGCUGCACAUGAAACAUUGGAGCCUUUGGAACAUGUCAUUGAAAGUGUUGAGAAUGGUUUGGAGAGUGUGUUUAGGCGAUUGAUUAAAACAAGAGCCUCCCUUUUGAACAUAAUCUCCUCCCAAUAGAGUAUUUUUUAGCUGCAAUUUUUCUCCAAAUACAUCCGAAUUUUAGGGAUCUAUUGAGGAAUGUAAAUUAUUGCCUGGAUGAUUUUUACAAGUGUAUAUUGAUACAUUGAAAAUGCAAAGAAUAUUUUUAUGAUCUA
Messenger RNA from Lotus japonicus, 5117 nucleotides. RefSeq lists its product as uncharacterized. NCBI's taxonomy places the organism in Eukaryota, Viridiplantae, Streptophyta, Magnoliopsida, Fabales, Fabaceae. The record is from RefSeq and is a predicted model, not a curated record. The coding region runs from base 4102 to 4980 and encodes 292 amino acids. The transcript is spliced from 4 exons. Gene Ontology annotation, biological process: root development; shoot system development.